This is a messenger RNA of Mizuhopecten yessoensis (Yesso scallop), 4780 nucleotides long. RefSeq names its product myosin-3-like. The record is from RefSeq and is a predicted model, not a curated record. Bases 125 to 3985 code for a protein of 1286 amino acids. The transcript is spliced from 29 exons. Lineage: Eukaryota; Metazoa; Mollusca; Bivalvia; Pectinida; Pectinidae.
UUUAACCACGUGUUUAGUUUGUUUUGUUGACAACUCCGCAGCUUACGAUGGGAAAGUGCAUUCUCGUCUGAAUACUGAUAUAACGAUCUUAUUUAACAAAGGAAACUGCGAUGUAGAACUUGCUAUGUCCAUUCUAAAAGGGAGAAAAUCUCUGGAGGGGGUGAGGUCAGUUCACUUUUCUGGAGUGUCAUUGACUGCUAUUGAAGAGAAGACUGAACCUGAUCCAUCCUCCUGUCCAUCUGAUAUGAGCCAUCAGAAAAAUGGAGAGGAUAGACAAGAAGAAGAGGAGGUGUUGGUAUCUGAGAAAAUAGCUUCUCCAGUAGUGAUUGUAACACCAGACUCUGAUACCAAGGUAGCUCGACACAUAGAGCAGGCCAUUCCAGAGAAAACCAGAAAUGUGGAAAUUGUGGAAAAGAAAAGCUCAAAUUACUUACAAGCGGUUAGAAGCAGGGAAACCCACGGCACUUCUGCCUCCGAGCUUAGUACUGCUACCUCUGUGGAUACAGACAUGAGCAAAGGGCAAAAGUCUAACAAGAAAAAGAAACGUAGGAAACCAAACGCCACCAGUAAAAGGCGACGAUUCAGUGAACCCGUGACUCACAAAGUAUCCAAACCAAAACAGCGGGAGAAAAAGGCCACGAGUACCACUAGAAUGACACCAACUCUAGUAGAAAAACCCACGAUGGUUCAGACUGAGGAAAUCAAGGUGAAAAGGACACCUUCACCGACACUAUGUAGAUCAGCAUCCACUUUACCGCAGCAACGGAAAAACAGGAUGGAGGACUUUAUACAAUCAUACGCAGAUCUAAGCCAAUAUUCACCAGGCUUUUCCUCUACCUCCCCUGUCUCACCACAUCUGUUGCAGUCAUCUCCUCCCGACGCACUCACCCAGCUAUUUGGGAACGUACAUCGGGCAUCACGCAUGUGGGAUAAAAGCGAGGAUGACACAUGGGAGAGAAGACAUGUAUAUGGUUCCGACUCGGAUCAGUCCCAACGUUCGAGUACAACAGUGUCCGACUCGGAUGAAGAUGAAUUCUCCUUAGCUAAAGUUCCCAUAAGGAAAACCCAGAGCAGUCUGUAUGCUCCUAAAGUUGUCAACGUCCUAUACAGCCUGGAGGUGCUGAAGAAAAAACGCAAGAAAAAAAAUAUCCGUGAUCAGGUCAAAUCUAUCAAGAAACGAGUAUACCAGGCAUUGAAAAACGUGGACAUGCAUGUAGAUUCUUGUGACGAGGAGGAAGAGGGAAGCACAAAGUUCCCGUCCAUCGUCCCAGCAAUGGUCAAGAGAGAAGAGGAGAGAAGACGGUCACAAAUUACAGAAGGAACCAGUCGCUACGCCAGUGAAUGUAACCAUAGAUACCAAAUCAUCAGUGAAGUCAACGACUGGAUCUCUGAUCCCUCCAGUCUGGCUGAUGGUAUGAUACCGUAUGAAGAAAUGGAAAACGCUCUGGUGGAAUAUGAGGAAAUCCACGAAAAUGUCUUGGAUGCAAUAAAACAGAUUCGCGAAACCAAUGAUCAAGUGGUCAAGUAUGGUGGUCAGCUUCUGAAGGAGGCCAGCAACAUCAUCAAGGAAAAUGAACUGCAAGCGAAAAAGAUGCAAGGAAAACCAUCUGACUUCAACAUUGUGUAUGAUGAGCGAGCUCUCCUUUCUGACCCGGUCAAGUGGGACAAUGCAGUCAAGAUGGUGCUGCAGACACUCAAUGAUGCAGUCAAGUGGACAAAGAAUUCUAGUCACAAGCACUUGUAUGGAAAGUGUUCUAAACAGUUCAGGAACCUGUCUCUCGCCAUGACGAAGAAAGAACAGGAGCUCAAAGAAAAACGCAAGACUGUUGAGGAACUGAAAACGAAAAUGAAAAAAGCCCAGGCGGCUGCUGAGAAACAGGUCAAGGAGAUGGACGAGGUCAAAAAGGCUGUACGCCGUAUGUCUGUCGAUGUGGAGGAGAAGAAAAACCUGCUGGCCCAGUUGGAGGAGAAGAACAAGGUCCUGAUGAGAAAGAUUCAGGGUUACGAGUCCCAGAUGAAAACCCUGCAGAAAGAAAUAGAAACGAGGAUUGUGGAGAAAACAGUGACCGUUACCCAGGAAGUAGAGGCCUCAUCUACGGGCAAGAAACCCAAGAAACCACCAGCUGCUCCUGAGGUCGUCAAAGUAAUUGAUCCUGCCACUCAGCUGAAACUGGAUGAAACUGAGGUGAAGCUGAAGGAGGCCGUGGACACAAUUGAAAUCCUGAGGGAAAAACUGAGAGAAAUGGACCUACAGUUAAAGCAUGAGCUAGAGAAUGUGCGGAUACUAAGAUCAGACCUAGAGAAGGCCGAGCGUGCCACGGAGGAAGCUAUGGACGCCAUACCUGAUACAGUCAACAUGAUUGAAAUGCCAGUCGAGGCCCCGCAACAAGAUGUUGAGAAGGACUCUGCCUAUUACAAGACACUGCUGUCAGGCAUGAAGAACGAGUUUAACACGGAGAUAGAAAAACUUAAGGGCUUCCUCAAGAAGGAAAAGUCAAGGAACAUUGCUGCAGUACGUCGAGUUGAGAACAAUCACAAGGACCACCUUCACGCCAUUCAGAAGGAUACAUUGAGGGUGCUGCGAGCCAUUAUUCACUUCCGGGACCACUUAGUCACCGUCCUAGAGAAAGAACAUCUGAAGGAGCCUGCCUACGCUCUCACACAGAUGCCUAACCUUAUCCCAGAUAAGCUUGUACCUGAUCCCCGAGAAAUGCUGGCAUUGCUGGUGGGAAAUGUUGUUGAGUAUAUGCACAAGAUGGGGCUGACGUUAGCGAACGCAUUCCUGGCUAUGCGUAUGAUGGUCAAGGGAGCUAUUGAGGCCUCAAAGGAGCUAGCAGCUCAUCAACAGCAAGUGACCAAGACACGAUCUGUUGACCGCCUAAAGGAUGAGGAGUCGAAGGCUCGGGUCAAACAUGUGGAGGCAGCCAAGAUGGAAACCACCCAAUUGUCACGCAGACUGAGAAAGGCCAAGGAGCGGCUGCAGAAGUUUGAGGAAAUAUCUGAUCUUUCCUCAUCAGACAAGAAGUACCUUGCAUUGUUGGAGCGAUACAGGAUGGUAUGGAAAAUGUACAACCGCCUCCAGAAGGAUAUGGAUGUUCUACAAACAGAUUUCCAGUCUUCUUUGGAAGAGCAAGUCAAGGAAAGAGAAGAUUUCAUGGUCUCGUCAAUUAGAAUGGAUUUGAAAAAAAGUCAGAAAAGUAAUGAAGCGCAGUUGAAGUUGAGCAUCAAGGACCAAAAGAAGAAUCUGGAUAUUUUACAUAAGGCUUUUGAGGAGAACAAAAUCUCCAAGGAUCUGUAUGCUAUGGCUGUGUCAUUGAUUAAGAAGGCGAUGGUGGUCCCACAGAAGCGGCUACGCUACCUCGUAGAGCAGUACAUAGCCUUCCAAACUGUCCAUGAGACAAAGAAGCGUGUGAAGUUGAUUCUGAGUGACGAACACUUGGGCCAGGAGAUGAGAAAAGACAUCAUCAGCUACAUGAAACGGAUUGACCAGAAGUUUCACAUGAGUAUGUCUAUGUGGCAUGAACAGAUGGCGUCCCUGGAAAAGGAACGAAGAAAUCUCUUCCAAACCAUCUGGAAAGUGUUUACCAACGUUGUCACGGAGACCGGCCUGUUGUUGGUGCACCCUCUUCUGAAGGGUGAUGGUGAGAACUCUAUGUACAACCGGCUAGCAUGUGCUCUAAACAAAGACCAGCUUAGACAUAUGCUCACCAAACGAAGAACCGCUUCAGGAUUCAGCCGGAUGCCGGCAUCUGUCAAUGGUUACAACGCUAUAAAUUCACACAAAUUGAAUAAAACAUGGCAGACUCAGUUUAAUUUGUUUAACAAGGAUUCUGAAGUCAGGGUGACCACCCCUCAUACAGCUGUAUAUGAAGUCAACAAACCCUUGCUCAGUGCUGCACGAAAACUGAAGGAGAAACGUGGAAUGUUCCCCUUGGCUCAGAGUCAGAAUUAUUAUAUCACGAAGGAGAUGCAGAUUCAGGAAUAGGAUGGUGCAGUUUGUCUUGACGUCCCUGAAGUAAUAGGAUGGUGCAGUUUGUCUGAUUGCCUGUAGGAGUAGGAUGGUGCUGUUUGUCUGACGUCCCUGAAGGAAUAGGGUCAACUCUUCCAAACCUUGUAGUGCAACUCUGGGCAAACCUCACAUUGAGGAAUAAUGGGCCAUUUCAUCAACCCUACGUGACUGGAGGAGUCGGACAUUCAUCAUUCAGCACACAUUACACCCACUGACAAUGAGUUCACGGUCAUUCUACAUGUGGCCACCAGUUAUUUUGUAGUUUAUGCAGUACCAAUGGUGACUUGUACGAUCAGACAGCAGUAAGGCAAUGUGAUGUCCAGACAGCAGUAAAUGUCAGUAAAGAUAACACCUGUACCUUACUUCACUCAUUACACCAGACAGUAGUAAAUGUCAGUAAAGAUAACACCUGUACCUUACUUCACUCAUUACACCAGACAGCAGUAAAUGUCAGUAAAGAUAACACCUGUACCUUACUUCACUCAUUACACCAGACAGCAGUAAAUGUCAGUAAAGAUAACACCUGUACCUUACUUCACUCAUUACACCAGACAGCAGUAAAUGUCAGUAAAGAUAACACCUGUACCUUACUUCUCUCAUUACACCAGACAGCAGUAAAUGCCAGUAAAGAUAACACCUGUACCUUACUUCUCUCAUUACACCAGAAUGUGUUGGUUGAUUGUGUUCACUGAUACUACCUGUUUUGUUUUAGUCUGUGCAGUAUAUGGAUUGUAUCAAUUCAAGACAAAAACAUAAAAGUCAAAAGGAACC